Malurus melanocephalus (red-backed fairy wren) is the source of this 1056-nucleotide messenger RNA. RefSeq names its product cell division cycle 37 like 1, HSP90 cochaperone (gene CDC37L1). The coding region runs from base 82 to 1056 and encodes 324 amino acids. Gene Ontology annotation, cellular component: cytoplasm. The transcript is spliced from 7 exons. Gene Ontology annotation, biological process: protein folding; protein stabilization. Lineage: Eukaryota; Metazoa; Chordata; Aves; Passeriformes; Maluridae. Gene Ontology annotation, molecular function: heat shock protein binding; protein-folding chaperone binding. The record is from RefSeq and is a predicted model, not a curated record.
GCUCCUCCCGCGCUGCGAUCGGCGGAAGUGUCGCUGCCCCAGUUCCGGCGAACGGGACGCGCCGCCGGGACGGCACCGGGCAUGGCGCUGUGGCUGCCGCGCUCCCGGGACGGCGGCGCACCGGAGGAGGAGGACGAGGAGCGGGCGCAGGCUGCCGCCUCCCGACAGCGCUUGCCGGAGGUGCAGACAUACAGCCAAGGGAUUGAAUUAGCCUGCCAAAAAGAAAGAGAGUUUGUGAAGCACUCUGUAGAAUGCACAUGGAACCUAGCAGAAGCCCAGCAAAAAUUUGGUAGUUUAGCACUGCAUAAUUCAGAAUCCUGUGAUCAGGAAUCUGCUCAAGCAAGGACAGAAGCUGCCGARUUGAGAUGGAGAGAGGAAGAGUGGAGAAGAAAAGAAGAGGCACUAAACCAGAGGGAACGACAGAAUCUAUGGAACACAGAUCCUGUUAGUAAAGAAGUUUUUAAUAAGAGUUUUAUUAAUCAAAAAAGAAAAGAAAUUGAAGAUGAAGCUGUGUCUGAACCACUUAUGCAAAAACAUGAACAAAAGAUUAGACACUUUGGCAUGCUGAGCAGAUGGGAUGAUAGUCAAAGGUUUUUGUCUGAUCACCCAUAUCUUGUAUGUGAAGAAACAUCUAGGUAUCUCAUGUUGUGGUGUUUUCAUCUAGAAGCUGAACAGAAAAGAGCUCUGAUGGAGCAAGUAGCACACCAAGCAGUUGUAAUGCAGUUUAUUAUAGAAAUUGCGAGAAGCUGCAAUGUGGAUCCAAGAGGAUGUUUUCGUCUCUUUUUCCAAAAAGCCAAAACAGGAGAAGGGUACUUUGAGGCCUUUAAAAAUGAACUUGAGGCAUUCAAGACGAGAGUGAGAAUCUGGUCACAAUCACAUGGCUUUCAAACUAUGUUACUCCAUGAUCUCAAUGUGAAUCCUGGUUGUGUGGGAGAGUGGACGUCUUUUUUACAGAACACCGGAGAUCUACAGGGUUCCAUAAACACAGAYGUCUGCAGUUUCAACUCUGUGAUACAAAGAGAUGAAGAAGAAUCCAAAAUGAUGGACACAUUAUAG